Messenger RNA from Chrysochloris asiatica (Cape golden mole), 1908 nucleotides. It is a transcript of the gene C8B, whose product is annotated as complement component 8, beta polypeptide. Gene Ontology annotation, molecular function: protein binding. Lineage: Eukaryota; Metazoa; Chordata; Mammalia; Afrosoricida; Chrysochloridae. Gene Ontology annotation, biological process: immune response. The coding region runs from base 1 to 1908 and encodes 635 amino acids. The record is from RefSeq and is a predicted model, not a curated record. The transcript has 12 exons. Gene Ontology annotation, cellular component: membrane attack complex.
AUGUCAACAGGUAUUGACGAGAACCCUGGCAAGGAAGCCAUGGCUGAGGCGUGGCUACUCAUUCCCUCAUUUGCGCCCCCACAUGGACAGAAAGAGAUUCACACCCCCAAAGAACUGAAGGAAACAGGUGCUUUGUAUUCUCUUGAAAUCCUGCAGAAUUUAUAUUUCUGCAGUUGGAUCACAGCUGUUUGGAAAAAUGAUAGCUUAAGCAGCACCUUGAGAAGCAGAGGUGAAAGACCACAUUCUCUUGAGUCAAAUGCAAUCAAUGAGAGUCUUUCCCUGAACAGACAGACACGCAGUGUGGAUGUCACCCUGAUGCCUAUUGAUUGUGAACUGUCCAGCUGGUCCUCCUGGACCACGUGUGAUCCCUGCCAGAAGAAAAGAUACAGACAUGUCUACUUGCUCCGGCCAUCUCAGUUCUAUGGGGAACCAUGCAGCUUCUCUGACAAGGAAACAGAAGAGUGUGCUACCAGCAGACCAUGCCGAAGUCAAGUGCGAUGUGAAGGUUUUGUGUGUGCACAGACAGGGAGGUGUAUAAAUCGCAGACUUCUCUGCAAUGGAGACAAUGACUGUGGAGACCAAUCAGAUGAAGCAAACUGUAGAAGAAUUUAUAAAAAGUGUCAACAUGAAAUGGAACGAUACUGGGCGAUUGACACCCUAGCCAGUGGGUUAAAUUUAUUUACAAACAGUCUGGAGGGCCCAGUUCUAGAUCACAGGUAUUAUGCUGGUGGAUGCUCCCCACACUACAUCCUCAACACAAGGUUUAGGAAGCCAUACAAUGUGGAAAGCUACACCCCGGAGACCCAAGGCAGAUAUGAAUUUGCACUGACAGAAUAUGAAUCGUAUGCAGAUUUUGAGCACAAUAUCACAGAGAAAACAACUGCCAUGUCUAGUUUCAGCUUUGGUUUUAAAAUACCUCUAUUAUUUGAACUGCGCUACGGCUUGACAAGUUCUAAUGGCAAACACUUUAUUAGCAGAAUCAAACAAUUCGCUCAUACUAAAAGCUCAUUUCUACAUGCACGCUCUGACCUUGAAGUCGCACAUUACAAGCUGAAGCCCAGAAGCCUCAUGCUCCACUAUGAAUUCCUUCAAAGAGUCAAGCAACUACCCCUGGAGUAUAGCUAUGGAGAGUACAGAGAUCUCUUCCGCGAUUACGGGACUCAUUACAUCACAGAGGCUGUGCUGGGGGGCACUUAUGAGUACACUCUCAUCUUCAACCAGGAGGCCAUGGAGAGAGCAGAUUUCUCUCUUGAUGAUGUCCGGGAUUGUGCCAAGCACGGUUUUAAAAUUCAUGUGUCCAUAAAAAAAGUGUCUAUUGGUGCGGGUGUUUCAGUGGGACUAUGCAACGCCAUUCUCAAAGAAAUAGAAGAUAGAAACAAGAGAAAGACCAUGGUGGAAGAUUUGGUGGUCCUUGUACGAGGAGGGGCAAGUGAGCACAUCACCACUCUGGCAUACAAGGAGUUGCCAACAGCAGAACUGAUGCAAGAAUGGGGAGAUGCAGUGCAGUACAACCCAAGUGCUGUCAAAGUUAAGGUGGAGCCUCUGUAUGAACUGGUGACAGCCACAGACUUUGCGUAUUCUAGCACAGUGAAGCAGAAUAUGAAGCAGGCCCUGGAAGAGUUCCAGAAAGAAGUCAGCUCCUGCCAGUGUGCUCCCUGCCAAGGGAAUGGGAUCCCUGUCCUGAAAGGAUCACGCUGUGACUGCAUCUGUCCCGUUGGGUUCCGAGGCCCAGCCUGUGAGGUCACCUCUCGAAAGAAUGUUGUCAUUGAUGGGAAGUGGAAUUGUUGGUCAGAAUGGUCUUCGUGCUCUGGGGGACAGAAAACAAGACAAAGGCAGUGCAACAAUCCACCUCCUCAAAAUGGAGGCAGCCUCUGCUUGGGCCCUGAUUCAGAAAGGCGUAACUGUUAG